ACAGCUGAUUGAUUAGCGCAGCGAAACUAGGCAACAGACGAAGCAGCUGUGCGAAUUGUGAUCAAGUACGAGGACACAAGCAGUAAGAUGGAUCCAGCAGCUGUACAAACACGUUAUGAAGACGUCUGCCUGGAGUUAAACGUCAAACCAAAUCCAUUUAUCAUGAAGGUGCUGGACAAGGAGAGAGAUGAACAAAUCAUUACUGAUAAACAUGGCAAUAGGAUAAGUGACCCCAAAGACUUCAUGGAGAUGGAGAUGCCAGGGAACAACCAUCUCCUGACAAACAAGAUGCUCCAGGACGAGGAUGCCUAUGUUCUCCUGAAGGUCCUUGCCAAUAAUACCUACGUCUCAGGGUUGGAUCUGAGGUACAACCAGAUCACUGACAAAGGUGCAGAACACAUUGCAGAAUUGCUGAAGGAAACCUGUGCUUUGAAGAGACUGAGUCUGAUGUGUAAUGAUCUUGGUCCGGAGGGAGGUGCCAUAAUCGCCAGUGGUCUUCAGGUAAAUGAGACGCUUCAAGAGCUGAAGCUAAAUGGUAAUAAGAUAGGGAAUAAAGGAGGCAUGGCUCUAGCUGGUGUGUUACAGGUCAACACAGCUUUACAAUCAUUAGACAUCGGAGACACCGACCAGGACACUCAAAGCAUGAUUGCCUUCACCACAGUCCUGAACUACAACAGCACUUUGAAGGUUCUUUGCAUGAACCGCCCUCUGUUGUUCAGUCAGCAGGAGGAGACGACUAUCCACUUUGCCAAGAUGCUGAAGGUCAACAGCACCCUGACCGAACUCCACCUGCAGAAGUGCGACAUCAAGGACACGGGAGCGGAGAGGCUCUCCGAGAUGCUGGUGGAGAAUAUCGGGCUCAAGUAUCUGGAUCUUGCUUGUAACAAGAUCAGGAGAGAUGGGGCCAAGUACCUAUCUAGAGUCCUCAUGAAGAACACUCCACUUGAGAUCCUAGACUUGGGCCAUAACUGCAUCGAGGAUGACGGAGCAAUGGACCUGAGCAGAUCACUCAUGGACAUGAACAGUAACCUGCACACGUUAGUUAUCACAAGUAAUAACAUCAGAGCGCAAGGUUUAUGUGCCAUAGCCAGAGCCAUGGAGAACAAUCCUAAUUUCAACAGCGUGUUUAUCUGGGGCAAUCACCAUGAAGAAGAUGCCUGUAAUGCUUUCCACCAACUGAUAGAGGGCGGUAAACUAGCUUUAGAAAGGACAGAUGUGAAACCUUACGUUGUUGACGGUCAAGUCUACCUUUCUGAGCUCUCACAUGGUCUCCAAAGGCAUUACUAUUGGACGCCAUUCUACGGUCCCGAUGUGAAAAAUGAUAAGAUCUGAGUUGGCUUCAUUCUAAAUUCUUUAUCGAUGCCAGCAUGUUAAAACCUUGAAUCUCAAAAUUGAAAAAAAAAUUGAGGGCUGAGCUGUAUUUUAGAAAUAUGGCAAUGGUGGCACACUCAUAUUGUUUGAAAGUAGUCGCUUAAUUCUUGUAGAGAAUUCUUCGUAGGCAAAAGUAGGUUGCUACUCAAUGUCAUAACUCUAAAAUCAAGGUUUUAACACCCCAUCAAUGUUAUUUAUUACUUGUAUUUAUGACAACCACUGUUUUAAAAGAAAAGCGAGAGGAUUUUUGUGUUUAUAGGAACCUUGUAGUUUACAUGAAAAUUUUAUGCUGUAUAACAAGAAUUUAAAAUGGACAAAUCAAGGAUUUUCUUGUCAUUCACAACCAUUUAAUGAACAUGCCUUUAAAGUCGGUGUGAUGUAGUAAAACUGCAGACAACAGACUGGUAGUUACUCCAACCAGCUUGGUAUAAUUUGAGCUGUUACACAACUACUCUGUAUUUGUUCACCUGUUGUGUUUUAUGUCCCCCUUUACUUUAUUCUCUUCCUUCAUAGGAAAAUUCAUUGCUUCCGAUCGUUUUUGUUGUCCGUUCGUUUGAAUUAUGCAAAUGCGCAGUGGAAAGUAAAUGUAAAGAUAUCCGAUAUUUGACAGAGUAAAAUUGGUUGGGGUAGAGCUUUGAACUCUGUUCUUUUCAUAUUGAAAGGGAUGGUCCAGGCUGGAAAUAUUCAUAUCUCAAUAAAUAGAGUAAAAUUCACAGAGCAAAAUGCUGAAAAUUUGAUCAAAAUCGGAUAACAAAGUUAUUGAAUUUUAAAGAUUUCCAUAUUCCGGUGAAACAGUUCUAGGCAUGUCUUUAUGAAUAUUCAUUAGGUGGGCUGAUUAUGUCAUAUCCCCACUUGUUCUUUUGUAUUUUAUUUAUGAAAAUUGAAAUUAGGUUUAUUCAAUAUUUUUCUACCAAGAACUAAACAAUUGGAUUGACAACUGAUUAAGUGCAUUAGUUAUUUAUUGCCGCAACUUAUUUCAUUACAAUGGAGACACAUCAUUUACACAUGUAUGAAAAAAUGAAACAUCUAUGAUUUCAUGUAAUAACAUAAGAAAAAGGAAAGUGGAGAUGUGACAUCAACAGCCCACCUAAUGAAUAUUCAUGACAAUCUGCAUAUAACUAUUUCACAAAAUAUUGAUAAACUUUAAAAUUCAAUAACUUUGCUAUCCAAUUUUGAUGAAAUUUUCAGCAUUUUGCUCUGUGAAUUUUACUCUAUUUAUUUAGAUAUAAAUAUUUUCAGCUCGGACCAUCCCUUUAUAGCCUGAUGUACCAGCUUAAAGCUAAGUUCACGUUCUGGGAAAGAAAUCUAAUUUUGAUAGGAAAUGGUUGGAAGCCAUCUUAAAGUGUUGAUCAUACGCCGGAAUGGUUCUUGAGAACAACAAAGUUCAAUUGAAAUAAUUCAGGCUUGCUUGAAAUUAUAUAAUUUCAUGAACAUGUAUUUUUUCUGGUGUAGCUAAUACUAGCUAUAAACACAGGAAACAACAUGUGGGACCACACUGUUAAUGGACGGGAAUUUUUCUGUAAUUAUUCAAAUCUUCAUUUGCUCUUUACAUUUUCCAGAAAAACUGGCAGAUGUUUAUUUUAUAAUUCUGUGUAAGAUUUGUUCAAUUCUGUUAACAGUUUACAUUAUGUUGUUACCAGAACCAGAGUUCAUCGUUAUAUAAGUAGAAUGGUCACGGUGAUCGUGAAUAUAUAUUUUUUUCAUGAAGUUUCUACUAUUUAUAUAGUAUACUCACAGAUCUUGUUUUAUAUAAAAUGUGUACAUCAGUUGUUAUUGCUCUGCUAAAGUCUUGGUGCACAAGUUCUGUUUUUAUGUUAGUUAAAAACAAAUAUAUUCAGUUUUUUUCUAACUGAUUAUUCAUAGGAUGAUAAUCUUAUUCAAUUGGUCGCUUUUGCUGGGUGCGGAAAAAUAUGAUUUUAAAAACCAACUGCUACUGCUAUAAUGUUUGCUAAUUACUUGUAUGUUAUUCAUUCCACCAAAUCUUGUUUUCCUUUUUUCCUUCCAUUAUUUGCAUGGUUAAAGCCAGCUCGGUGUUUUUAUAACUACACAACAGAUGCAAUUUGAAAUUAUAAAGGUGCAACUGCAAAUGUGACACAUUUUGUUGAUUUUCAGACACAAUGCUAUUUCUUGUCCACAGUGGACAUGUUAACUCUCGGUGUGACUUGAUAUGCAUCUUACUUAAUAUCUUUAAGAAAAGCUUUGGUCCAAAAGGUACUACAAGUUGCUUAGCUCAGCCAAAAGACAAGCUGAAAACUUUCAGUGUCAAAUAUUACAGUUGAAUCAUUUGUGCUGCUCUUUUUACUUCAAAUUUUUUUUACUGAAAAUCAAGUGAAUGUUAUGCAAUUCUAUUUUCAUUCCGUCCACUCUUAUACCUUGGAAAUGAGUUACAUGUGACAUGUUUUUAUAAUUUAUCUUGUAAAAAGACUACUCAUGAUUGCUUUCUCUACAUGUAAAUACAGUGUAUAUAGAAGUAUACAAAGCGUAAGAUAUAUUAUGAUUGUUCCAACGUUGUGGUUAUAAAUAAAAGAGACCAUUAAAACAAGCCAA
Molecule: messenger RNA, 3918 nt
Organism: Lytechinus pictus (painted urchin)
Lineage: Eukaryota; Metazoa; Echinodermata; Echinoidea; Temnopleuroida; Toxopneustidae
Product: leucine-rich repeat-containing protein 34-like
Exons: 10
Coding region: 88-1332 (414 amino acids)
Molecular function (GO): protein binding
Source: RefSeq, a predicted model, not a curated record